This is a messenger RNA of Didymodactylos carnosus, 531 nucleotides long. The record is from the annotation of a GenBank genome assembly. Lineage: Eukaryota; Metazoa; Rotifera; Eurotatoria; Philodinida; Philodinidae.
AUGAGUUUUCACUAUUGUGUUGUCGGUAAAGUCGGUGAACCGUUGGUAUCCGUUGGAAAUAAAUCAUAUGAACAACGAGUGUUACUACUAUUACCGAAAAUAAAUAUAAAUAAAGCGAGAGUGGAUUACGAUGAUGAUAAAGUGACACAUCAUGUUCUGAAUCAAGAUGGUUAUUCAAUCGUUUGUACGACAGAUUCAAAUGUUGAUAAAUUGAGAGCGUAUACAUUACUAGAACAGAUCAAAGAAAAAUUACCACCAUUUUCUGAAACCCAAUAUGCUUCAACGUGGACAUUGCAACCAGAGAUGGAAUCAUUAAUGCAAAUUGUUUGCAUUUUGAAGGAUGAAUAUGAUGCUGGCCGUGGACAAGAUGCACUCUCUGUACUUGGACGUGACGUAGACGAAACACAGUCGGUUAUGGUUGAAAAUACAACAAAAGCUAUUGAAAGUGGAAUUAAUUUACAAGAUUUAAUGGUUGAAGCUGAUCAGUUAGAAGCAACGUAUGAAAAAAUGAUAGGACCGCGUGUAAUGUGA